Batrachochytrium dendrobatidis JAM81 is the source of this 3078-nucleotide messenger RNA. RefSeq lists its product as uncharacterized. NCBI's taxonomy places the organism in Eukaryota, Fungi, Chytridiomycota, Chytridiomycetes, Rhizophydiales. The record is from RefSeq and is a predicted model, not a curated record. Bases 1 to 3078 code for a protein of 1025 amino acids. The transcript is spliced from 3 exons. Gene Ontology annotation, cellular component: SCF ubiquitin ligase complex. Gene Ontology annotation, biological process: SCF-dependent proteasomal ubiquitin-dependent protein catabolic process.
AUGAAAGGAGAUUCAAGUGCCAACGAUGUGGGAUUAACUGGAACUGUGAUCUCCGAUGACGAUGAUUUGGAUAGUGACGAAGAAAACGACUAUAUUGACCUUGAUAGCCCUUCUAUUGACAAUGCAAAUUUUUUCCCUGCUGCGAUUCAUCAUCUGGGUGCCCCAGUGUCUGCUCAUAUAGUUAAUCAUGAGGGAAUCUUGAGAUCUCGCAACAAGAGAGAUUCAGGCUUGUUGAUUCAUGCUUCACAUGGUGCUGGCAGUGAUAAAACUCAAACUAGACCUAAAUCAUGGACUGUUUCUGACUCUGAAAAUCACAAAAAAAUAGAAUCUUUUAUAGGAAAUCCUGUAUCUCGAGUUCCAAGUUGGAUACAUUCCAAGGAACAAGGACCUCGUGCUUUAUGGGCAUCUAUGAAGCAUGAUUUUGACGAUGAUCAGUCAUUUUUACCUCGACUGGAAAUUGAAGCGACAGCUCCAGUAGCUUUAAAAAAAACUCCGCGUCGACGCUCCGUCAGAUGGUCUGAUAUGUCAAACUUUUCUCACAACGCAUCUCAUUUGCCAGGCUCCAUUCUUAAAAUAAUUAUGAGUUAUGCUGUUAGUUCUGCUGAAAUAUCCAAAUCAUACAUGCUUGUCUGCAAGCAAUGGUCACGAGCUGGCGCCCGAAUGUUGUAUUCAUCGCCAUCAUUUACCACAGUAUCUGGAUAUUAUGAAAUGAUUCAAACUCUAUUGAACCCAAUGGCAUUUCAUCCAUAUCCGGCAUUUGUUCGUCAUUUUCAUAUUCCUACCAUUAUUUCUGAUCAGCUACUUAUUGGAGAUAUUGAUGUUGCACUUCAACUUUUUCCAAAUUUGGAAUCCAUUUCUUUGAAAUCAUGUCCAUCUGCUUCCAAUAUUGUAGUUCAGUCUAUUUCAGACCACUCUCCUGAUUUGGUCUCAUUAGAUUUAGCCGGUUGUCCAAUCUCUGAUUCGUAUCUCCCUGACCUGUUUCGUCACAUACCUUCUCUCAAAUCUAUUAAUCUUGCUGGCACAAAAGUCACGAUUGCCACACUUGUGAAUAUUGUUGAUAUCUGUACACAGAUUGAACACAUUUGUUUAGAUGGUGCACUUCCUGAUGCAAGUCCUUUGACCUUUCGCCCAUUAACUCUUUCGUCACCUUCUAGGCCGCUUAAAUCUCUUUCGCUUCGAAACUCGUCCAUUAUAGAUCUUUCGUUGCGAUAUGUAGUAUCCCACUGCCCUGACUUGAAAAGAGUAAUCCUGGACGGUUCCUCUGGAAUUUCAGAUGAUUCUAUUAUUGCUUUAGCUUUAGGCUCAUCUCAGUUGGAAACUGUGCAGCUGGCAUUUUGCUCUUUUGUCACUGAUGUCUCGCUGUAUGCUCUUGCAAAACAUGCAUCACAUUCACUUCGGCGUGUGGCUUUGGCAGGAUGUGAGGAAGUCAGCGAGCAAGGUGUACUUCAACUUGCUCGAUAUUGCACUUCAUUACAAGAACUUCAUCUUCAUGGUUGUCCAAAAAUUUUAAGCUCACCUAUUGCCUCGUAUCAUUCUGGAGAUCGUCAUCUUGGAGUAGAAUGCUUGAUUCGCAGGGAAUCGCUUUGUCUUUUAGCCAAGCAUAGAUUUAGGGGUAGUACUGCAAUAUCCAGAUUAUCACCAGCACAUCUCAACAAGCCUUUGCAUGAUCAGGAGAAUCGAUCCAGCUCAAUUACUCCAGUUCCUAUUCUCACUCCAACUGCAUCGUCUCCUUCAGUCAGCUCACAAUAUGAUCAUCACAUGGGCUCUCAUUCUGGCACUGCGUUUCUUCCAUUUUCCCCUCCUGUUGUGAUGGUUGACGCGAAUGUGCAGACUGAUAUAUCACCCGAGUAUCUUCAACAUGAUAGUCCUGCACACAACGGAAACCCUGACCAGUAUACUGCUUUUCCAACCUCUAGAAGGCGUUCGUCAAAAGUAUCUCGCAAGCAAAGUCGUCGGAGCAUGCAUAGCCAAUCAAAUAGAAGAAGACGUACUAAAGAUGCUACCAACGAAGAUUAUUAUCAGCCUUCCAACAAUGUCAAUUCUGAUUCACAAACUGAUUCUGAAGAUUAUGAUGAUUACUAUGAUGAGUCUCGCGAAACAAUGGGCGUACUUAAAAAGCUUGCAGAGGUCCUUACUAAUGGUGUUGCCGCUAAUACUACAAAUAUGGGACGCGGUCUGAAUCCGUCUAACCUGAAUGGCACAUGGCCAGUUUCCCCACUUGGUCCUGGUGGGCCAUUUGUGUAUCCUGGUCAGCAUAUGUCUGCUAUGCAGCAUGCUGCGAUGACUGCUAGUCCACACAACGGUGCUGGUAUGCUUCAAGGGCAUCCUAUAAACUAUGGUGGAUCUGGACCAGGCUAUAAUCCCUAUAUGCAACCCAAUAUUAAUUUAAAUGGGAGUCCUCAACAAUACCCUUCACAUGUCAACAAGCCAUUCUCCAAUCCAUCAUAUGAGCAAAAUACAGCAUUCAAUGUGCCCAGUGUUGUACUUGACAGUAAAUCUCCUCUUGAAACUGUUCAAACACCAAAUGUGCAACGAACACGCACCAACUCUCAUUCUUCAGGAUCUUCUAAUGAAUCUGGUGCUGGUCGAUGGUCUCUUCGAUCAUCAACCAGCAGCAAUCUGAGUACCUCCAAACUGCCACUACCUUUGUCAUCUCGAAGCAGUAAUAGAACGCCAACCCCAUCCGGAGUGCGUACUUCAUCUCGCCUGCCUGUUAUUUCAACUCGUGGUACUUCGGGUGUGCCUAUCUCCAACACUCGGCUAAGAUCCUUUAGCACAUCAAGUCAGCCUCAUAACAAUUUGCCAUCUCACUUGUUACGGAGCUCAGAACCGCCUACGCCUUCUUCCAUAGAUAUACAAACGCGUAAAACUCAAAAUACAGGUUCUGGGUAUGGUUCAAGGUUGUCGCUUUCAGUUGGGCUUACUUCACCCGAGCCCACUCGUUCAUUUAUCAAAAAGAUUGGACCUAUGGAUGCGCUGACUCAAAAACGAGAUAUGGAAGCGCUUCGUUGUAUUCAAGAAAAAAGUGCAACUGAAAUAGCCACGCCCCAUUCAACAAGACUCCGAAAAAAACAAUAA